AUGUCCAUCACCUGCAGUGACCACAUCGCACGAACGGCGCGACCUACUGCGUCCCAAUCCCAGCCACCGCCAUCGACCCUCCUGCGCAAGGAGACAAGCCGGUGCUCGAGGUCCGUCGCUGGCGCAGGCGACGGUGAGCCGUGUACGAUGCCUGACCCCGCUCAGCGCAUCACUCGCUUCUUCUGCGGCCGAUACGUAGCAUCGUGCCCAGCUUUCCUCGGGUUGCCAGCAGCGAGCCAGCCGGAGUUUCACUCCGUCGCCCUCACUCGCACCCUCAUUCCCUCCUUUCCCUCUGCGGCGACGACAACUGCUGGAACAGCGGCUACCGGCCCACUCACCGCAGCAGGUCUGCCGGUUUCUUCUUCUCUUCUGCUGGGUGGGGGCGCUCAAUCUGCCGCGCCUUCAUCGGUGUCCGCUACUUCCUCUGCGGCCGCUCCCACCAUCACUCUCGCUCCUUCCGCAGCUGGCCCAGCCGCUGCCACAACAUCCACCUCUGCUCCUCAAUCUGGUCUCGCCGCUUCUCCCUCUAUUUCAGCAGCUGGAUCUGCUUCUUCAAGCGCACUCGCCUCUUCCUCUGCGGCCGCUCAGCCUUCUGCCCCUUCUGCGACGUCCAUGGGUAAAAGGCAAAGGAAGGCCACCUCUAGCUCCUCAUCGUCUUCUCUCUCUUCUCUCAGUGCUCCCUUACACGAUGAUGAGGAGUGCGAAGAGAGCAGCGACACCAACAUGGCCGACGAGGAAGCGUCCCAGCAGCAACAGCUCGUCGCCCCGACCGAAGUCAUUACCAUCGAUGACACACGGCCCCGCCACGCAAAGCCAGGGGCAACAACAACGGCAAGAGCAACCGCAACAGCCGCCCAACCAGCCCGCACAGCAGCCCAUCCAGGAGAGCGACGAGGCUAUGCUCACCUCAGAAAGCAAAGGGGAUGCAAGCUCUCGGGGGCGAUGCUCGGCUCACAGCAGAUCUCUCUCACGCUGGCAACGCUGGCAGAGGUGCUCGACGAGCUGGACUCGGCCUCUGGCAGCGAGGCGCCCUCGGAGACGAGCGUGGGCGAGGUCCCCCUCGCAUCCACUCGCACCACGGCGCAGCGGUCGCAGCAGGCCAAGGCUCUGGAGCACAAGGCCUACGCCGGGGCGGGCAUCUUCAACUGGCUGUGCGGUGCUCUGAAGGCCUCGAGGACUCCUGAGGCGGUGCGUGCUGCGCGUCGAGACGUUCGUCUUGCUCUGUGGCGCAAGCCACUCUCGCUGCCGGCGUCGAGGUCGGGGAGCGGGUCGCGCGGGGCCGCUACGGUCGGGCUGCAGCUCUGGAAGCCUGCCCCCUCGUCCGAGGCCUUCAUCGACGUGGUGCUGGCCAGGCUCACCAGCUCCGAGGGCCGCAUGGCGCACAAGGAGGUCAGAGCCGCAUGCAUCCUCGUCAAGCGCGCGAUCCUUGAUCGAAUCGGGCGCAGAAACAAGUCUGCCUUGAGCCUACACAGAUGA
Jaminaea rosea is the source of this 1476-nucleotide messenger RNA. RefSeq lists its product as hypothetical. Bases 1 to 1476 code for a protein of 491 amino acids. The record is from RefSeq and is a predicted model, not a curated record. The transcript is spliced from 2 exons. Lineage: Eukaryota; Fungi; Basidiomycota; Exobasidiomycetes; Microstromatales.